Oryza sativa Japonica Group (Japanese rice) is the source of this 2316-nucleotide messenger RNA. NCBI's taxonomy places the organism in Eukaryota, Viridiplantae, Streptophyta, Magnoliopsida, Poales, Poaceae. The record is from RefSeq and is a predicted model, not a curated record.
AUCCAACCAAGAAGGAAUCCAAGCCAAGCCAAAGGUGGCCCAUUUCUCGGCUUCUCGCUGCUCUUGCUUUGCUUCGCUUCUCCUCCUCUUCCUCCUCCUUCCUCGGCGGCUGCUCCGGCUCGGAUUCCGGUGAGCCGUCGCGUUCGUGGUACGGCGGAGGAAGCGAGGUUGCGCCCUUUCCGACCGUUUCUUGGCUAUCCGCCCCGAUUGGAGAAAGCUGGGUGUUUCUUUUUUCUUUCUUUUUUUGGUUCAGGGAUCAGAGAAGUUCAGAACUGGUGGAGGUGCUCAUAUCCGCGAGUGGUUUGUCUGAGUUUUAACGACAUUCGACAAUGGCUGCUGUGGAUAGUAUACGAUGGCCUUAAUAUUCUUAAAAAAAUAUGCGAGUCAGUACCACCUAAUCAUAUGGAGGAUUAUCCAAGUGGGAGAUCAAAAGCAGCUAUUGGAUUUCUCAGAAGAGGUGGUGGUUUCUCUUCGAGAAAUCAAAGCACUGAAGAGAGGACCAUUCAGAACUAUGAUGGACCAGGAAUCACCACAAGACUCAAUCCGAUGAAAACCAGGCUGUCUGAUAAUCAGGAGAGACCAAGAUACCUACGUGACUCAUUCAGAUCUUCAACCUCAAUGGCCAUUCAUGGAAGCUCUUCCAAAGUUCCGCUUAGGAAAUUCGGUGACGAAAAACGAAGGCAAACGUUGUUGGCAGGGGUAGACAUUGCUGAAAGUAGCAGCAGAAAUGCUGGGGGCAAACAUCUGGAGGGUAGUAAUAAGAGAAUCGUUGUCGAUGAUAGGAGUUCAGAUGUUCUGCAUACUGAAACAGAAGGCUUGGCUACUGAACAAGACCAAUUGAUAGCACCCAAUGCUGGAGUUUCUGAUUCUGCUAGUUCGUCAGAUAUUUCUGAACAUGCAGUUGAAUCCUUGGUAAGGAGUGCUGCUCCAAGUUCUAGAACCCGUAGACAGAAGGACAAAGAAUUGAAUUUGGGUCAAUCAGGAGUUUGCUCUUCGUCAUGUACUAACAGGCCUACUAUAUCAAGAUAUGCUCCUGCCGAUGUGAAGCGACCGUGUAAUCAUGCUAGCGGAGUACAACAGCAUGGUCAUAACAAUCUGGACUGUACUUCAGUACCUAAUUUUCUGCCAUCAGGUUGCUCAUCUGGUUCUGUUUAUAGCAGGAGGUUUGAUGCAAUGAGAAAAAGGACUUCUGAUGGGGGAAGUUUUUCUAGAUCAAGGGGCUUAAGUGGAACGGCUAGCUUAGACGAUUCACCUCCUGCAUACCCUGCCAUUGCUGGUCCUAGAAUCAGAACAACUACAACUGAACGGGCUUCACAACAAAAUGCACUAAGAAGCAGAAGGAAUUUUCAGGAUUCAGCAGUGUCAGUAAGGACAAGAAGACCUCCUUGGGGUGCUAGGUUCAGGAUCUCUGAGGAAAGAGAGGAUGGCAUGAUUUCUCAGCGUGAUUCUUCCAUAGGGAAUCAACAGUCAGAUCAGGUGCAUUCAUCUUCGGAAGAGGCCUCUACAGAGAGCUCCUCAAGACCAUUCUCUGCAGAAUUACCUCAUGCAAUUUACUCAUCUAGAGGAGAGGGAUCAAAUGCUUUCACUGCAAGGAGAAGAAGAUCAAGCUCCCUUUAUGAGGAAAGACCUCCACAGACAUUCCAUGAUCUUUUCAGAGAAAGAAAUGGCCGAAGACACAUAUCCAUAGAAGGAAUUGCAGAGGUAUUACUAGCUCUGGACAGGAUUGAACAAGAAGCAGAACUGACUUAUGAGCAAUUGAUGGUGUUGGAGACAAAUAUAUUGCUUGGUGCUUUCACCUCCCAUGAUCAGCAUAGUGACAUGCGCAUGGAUAUCGACAACAUGUCCUAUGAGGAAUUAUUAGCAUUAGGAGACAGAAUAGGCUCUGUUAGCACCGCUCUUUCUGAGGAGCAAUUUGUGAAAUGCCUCAGAAGAAGUAUAUAUAUACCAGUGGCUACAAAAGCAAACGCGCAAGUUGUAGACGACAUCAAAUGCAGCAUAUGCCAGGAGGAGUACAUAGAGGGUGAAGAAGUUGGACGGCUGGGAUGUGAGCAUCAGUACCAUGUGUGCUGCAUUCACCAGUGGCUCAGGCAGAAGAACUGGUGUCCAAUAUGCAAAGCUUCAGCUGAACCUUCUACUGUGAGCUAAUCCCACCUGGGAGAUUCAAGCUUGUAAAUAUUUAUCAUGGAUUUGGUGUCCAUCUUUUUGUGGAAACUGUAAAUAAUCUUGACCUUGUUCACUCCAAUUUGUGAUUAUCAAAUCAGCUGUGCUCUGAAAACAAAAAUAAUCCUUCAAUGUUUCUCAUGGUUAAAAAAAAAA